Messenger RNA from Limulus polyphemus (Atlantic horseshoe crab), 5908 nucleotides. Its product is annotated as protein AF-9-like. Gene Ontology annotation, cellular component: super elongation complex. NCBI's taxonomy places the organism in Eukaryota, Metazoa, Arthropoda, Merostomata, Xiphosura, Limulidae. Gene Ontology annotation, biological process: regulation of DNA-templated transcription. The coding region runs from base 429 to 2372 and encodes 647 amino acids. The record is from RefSeq and is a predicted model, not a curated record. The transcript is spliced from 6 exons.
UCUUGAAUGUUUAUAAUAAAUAAAAGUUGUUUUAAUGUUUUGUAGAUAGUAAAGUAAAUUUGAGUCAUGUAUAAAAGAUAUAGCGUAGAUUUUAUCUUUCUGGAUUUGAUUUUCUGAUCAUUAUACGAGAAAAUUUAAAAGCGAAAACAACGGUUACUAGGUUUUCGAAAAAUGAACUGUAACAAGUAAUGUGGAAAUCGUAGUUGUAUCUUUACUAACUACUGAAGGCUUAGUGGCCUAUCAGUGUGACAAGUUUUCUGUUUUAUAACUUGUUAACUAAUUUUUGUUUUAGACUUGUUUUUAGUGUCUUGUACUUUGCGAUUUAUUGAUAAUGAUGUUAUUUGUCGGCUUGUUAAACUUCAUGAAACACAACAAACGCUGAAACAGUAGGCCUAACAUUUGUUUAGUGGAGCCAGGAAAUAGUCCUAAUGCAGUGUGUGGAAGUAAAACUUGAACUUGGUCAUCGAGCCACACAGAAGACUAAGCCUACACCCGAGGGUUUUACACAUGAUUGGUGUGUGUUUGUUCGUGGACCCGAUAAACUUAGUAUUCAGCAUUUUGUGGAAAAAGUGGUUUUUCACCUUCAUGAGAGCUUUCCCAAACCUAAACGAGUUAUCAAGGAACCACCUUACCAAGUGUCUGAAUCUGGAUAUGCUGGUUUUAUGUUUCCAAUUGAAGUUUACUUCAGAAAUAAAGAAGAACCAAAGAAAGUUGUAUUUCAGUAUGAUCUUUACUUACGAUUGGAAGGGCCUGUUUCCAAUACUAGGGCAGAAAAACUGACUUUUCAGAACCCAACAGAGGAGUUUAGAAAAAAAUUGCUAAAAGCAGGAGGGGUUGCUGUCACCCUCAAUCCUGCAGGAGGAACAAUCCCCACCAUCCAACCACAGCCUCCUCCUUCACAACAUAUCAAGGGGGUAUCAGGCAGUGAAGCUCAAGAUCAUCAUCCACAGGUUUCUUCCAAACAGCCAGCAACUAAGACAACGCCAUCUAGUGAGGUUACCAAAGAAAAGAAACCAAAACCUUCACCCAUCAAGGAUGGUGGGAAACUUGGGUCUUCAUCUCAUCCUGUUAAUCAACCUUUUACAGACAUCUUUGGCCCUGUACUCAAAACUCAAUCUCCAAAUCCUGGUGGCAAGCAAAAGGAAGGACCCUCUGCCAAACCUGGUAGUGGAACUCCAAAAUCAUCAAAAUCUUCACAAGGAGGAAGUAGCUCAUCUUCAAGUAAAGAAACAAAACCUCCAUCACUGUCAAAAGACAAAAGCAAGCAUCACAAAGAAAGCAAGCAACAUAAAGAAACUAAAGAAAUGAAAUCUCAUAAUAAAGAAGGAAAGGAGAUAUCCAAAAGGCCUCAGUCUCCUACUCAGGGUUUAAAUUCAAGUGUAAUGGUGUGUAAAAAAAGAAAACGUACUACUUCAACAUCAUCGGUUGCAAGUUCAGUGAUGUCUGUGGAGAGUUCCUCAAAAGAUAAGCAAUAUAAAGACAAAAAGGAAAAGAAAGAAAACCAUCAAAAACUUCAAAAUAAAUCUAACAUUUCAGAAAAUGCAGUAAAGAAAGAAAAGGAGCAAGAAAAACCUUCAAAGCAGGUUACACAAGCCUCAUCAAACAGCUCACUGAAAACAAAAUAUGAUCUGAAGAAGAAGAAAGAAAGAAAAGAGGAAAAGAAGGAUGUAAAUAUAGGGGAAAGUAAUGUGAAAAGCAGCUCAACAACCAAACCAAAGAAAAUAAAAGAACAAGAAAAACUUUCCCCUGUACCAAUUCCUACGGCCACUGAAAGUUUUGAACAACUUCCUGAUGAUGGUAACAGCAGUCCUGCUUCAAGCAUUAGUCUGUCUUCAUUAGCCACCGGAGGAACACAUGGACCUCUUGCGGCAAUGAUGGCAGAGAUGGAAAAAGAUAAUGAACUAUUGUCUCCGCUGUCGAGUUGUCCCGAUUCCCCGGUAGAAACUUCAUUACCCAAAAGUAAAGAAACAUUAGAUUUAAGUGACGAAGAGAUUGACACAAAAAUAAAUCACGAAGAAAAGAUUGACACUGCUAAAGCUAGCAAAGUAAAGAAAGAAAAAAAAGACUCCCCAGCACCUAAACACGAAAAAAAUCAUGUUAUAUUAUCAGAAGAAGCAUCAGAACAGGUCUCAGAAACUAAAUCACAAAAAUCAAGUCAUCAUUCCCAAUUUGAUCCUAGCUACUUGGCAGAAUUAGAAAAACUACGACAACAGAUAAUGUCACUAAGAGACCGGGGUCAUAUCCAGAGGGUGGUAGAUGUAAUUGAACAAACGGGAUUGUACUUUGUGACUGACUCCACCUUUGAUUUUGACUUGUGUUGUUUAGACAAAAACACUAUCCGUAAAUUACAAAACUGCCUAACGGUCAAGUGAACAGAUGUUCAGGGUCAAAACUGAGAGAAUUAAUGGUGUGUAAAUUAAAAAUUGUGAAUAUAUUGAAAUGCAUUUUCUGUGAGGAAGCUGUGGAAAAAUUUUUUAAGCACAAUUAAAUCUAGUUCAUAUUUUGUUUUUAUUUCAAGCUUGGUGUGCAUAUUAAUCAAGAAUUCUUUUUUUAUAUGCCUUAGUUUAAUAUAAAGUGUUCAAAAAUACCAGAAAUAACAUUCUGAUUCAUUUAAUUUAUCUUUUUUAAUAAAUAUAAUCAAAUACCAUUAAAAUGAAGAAGAAAACUUUGUAAAAGUAAUGCCUUUCUAGGCUGUUUUUUUUAAAUUCCUGACUGAUUUUGAUAUAUUCUUUUAUAUAUAUAUAUAUGUGUGUGUGUGUGUAUAUAAUAUCGGUCUUCAUUCUAAAAUUCAAAGUAAUGCAAUAGAAUUGUUCCCUUAGGAUUGUUCAUAAUUUUUAAUAUAUUUUUCUUCUAACUGCAGUAGGUUUUAUAAUCACAGAAUAUGGAGAAUCUGCUCUGUUUGUUUAUUUUUAUUUUGCUGUGCAACUUUGUCUCCUUUUGGGAACUGGGCUGGCUUUUUAGUUAGCAUGCCAAUCAAGCUGUGAUGUGCCAUUGGAGAUUUUCUGCAUUUUCAACUGUGGGAGCACUAUAACUCUGACAGUCAAUCUCGAUUUUCAGUUAAGAGCAGCAGCUGCAUAGUAGGUGGUGGGUUGUCUGAUUUCCCUCUUUCUGAUUAGAAGUUCUAAACCAGGAUCUUUCAUCUAGCGAUUUAGCUGAUGUGUAGCAUAACUUGUUGUUCAGUUUGAAAUUGCCAAUACUCACUACAUUUUGGAAGUGAAAAAACACUUCAUUCUUAGGGUUUGGAUAACUUGCGUGUUAUUUUUGCAAAUGAUAAAAAAAAUUUCUGAAUUGACUAUACUUUAAGAGGUAACAUGAUCUCAUACACAAAUCACAUCUAGGUGUGUACUUUACCUUAUAUAGAAUUUUUUUAUUUGUGAAAGUUUUAUGAGACUUUUUUUUUAAGUUGUUGUUAGCAGUACAUAUAUAUAUGGAAGUUUCUCAGUCAAAAUUUAUUAUGACUCUCCGCAGAUGUGUAAAUACUUGUAUAUACAAAACAGACUGGUAAUAUGAUAUGCUAUAGGAGUGCUUGAGUCAUAUUACAAAUAAGCUGCAAGAUAGUGGGCAAGAGCAAGGACUUGUAAGCUUUAAAGAGGGGUAGGAUAGUUGAUGCUCUUCUAACUGGGGUGUUAUUAUUAAAGAUGAAUUUCUAUGUCUAACUAAUCACUCAGAUUUUUACCAAAACAAGAAAACUGGUUUCUCCUAGGGAAAAUAUCAGGUAUGAACUGUAUUUGACAGUUUGGAGUGCAACAGACUGUGUCCCAGUUGCCGUAUUUCAUCAAAAAUGAUAAGGUGUUAAUUAUUUUUAACUGUAUCAUGAGGGAUAAAUUAUAGGGAAUGUCAUAGGGCGAUCAAGAAACAGUCUGAAACUGCUAAUUUUUAAACACAUUAAGAACAAAUGUCAUCCAUGAUUUAAAGCCUGCUUCUAAUAGGUAAUUUGGUUUAAUAACCAGGGGUGUUUAGAAAUUAGAAGAAUUUAUUUUUGUCACAUGUGUGAAUUUUAACGCUCAUUGGGUUUUCCUGAAUAUUUUAGUCUUAGACUCUCAGAAGUUAGUGUUCAGCUUUGAUUUUCGUUCCAUCUGGAAUGCUUCCCCAAGACAGACAAAGAAGGAGAAAGCUGUGAAUUCUAUUACUGGUUCUUUUUCUCCUCUGCUUCGGAGGGUGUGUCUAACGCAUUGUCCAAUCACUAGCCAAAUGAAAUCAGAUAACCACAGCCACACCUCAGAGCGAGCUUCUGCAAAAGAAGAGAUCAAGACUGUCACCAAGCACAUUUGUUCAUAUCAUUUUUGAAUACAUGUAAAAAUAUAUAGUUAUUUUAGGCAUACAGACAGAACAAGAACAAUAUAUAUACAAAAACAAUAUCAACUAUUUCAUAUUAUACACAAGAAUGAAUAUUGUGGUUAAGGUCCAUUUUGAUUUUCAAGUCAUCAUCUGGAAAGGUAGAAUUCUCAAUUAUCUUGAGGUGAUUGAAUGGCUUGUAUACAAUUGUAAGGGGACAGAUAUUUCCUCCACAAAGAUUACUAAGCUUGCAAUUUUAUCAGAAAAAGAGUAUUGAUUGAUAGAUUUUUUUUUAAACUUUAUAUUAAGGAGUUAAUGUUAAUCUUGUUGCAAAGUAUAGAUAAAACCCUCUGAUCCACUUGACCCAAUUUGUGUUGUUUCGUUAAUGCAAGGCACUGGUGAUGCUUUAAUGUGUGUGGAAUGAUCUCGUGUUAGGGCUUGGGCACACUGUUCUCAUAAACAGUGCUCUUCCGGUGGAUGCUGUAAUACUGGACAGAGAUUAUACUGUCCGUAACUGAUUUGGCAAGUAUAACAGUGAUUUCAGUCUCUGUUUUUUUUUUAUCGGUACAAGUAUCGUAACUGAAACCAACCGAGCAUCCUUGGGAUAAACAACACAUUUUCCACCAUACUCUUUUUACCGUCAUGUGUAAACCAGUUUAUGUCCAUACUCGGGGGUGAAUGAGCUACUAUUAAACAAGACACAUUCUGUAGAGUUUAUGUCACACUAACUAGCCACUUUAUCAAGACUUCUUGGGAUUGGCCUUGAGUAUUUUGUUUUACUGAGUGGUAAAAUGAAUUAAAGUAAUGCUGAGUGCAGUAACUGAUUACAGACAGUACAAAUCUUAUUGUUUUAUUGGAUGCAAAAAAGUUUGUGUGUGUGUGUUUUAUUUUGAUAAUAUUUAAUAUGUAAAUAUGCUUUUAAAGAUUUUUAAGAACUACAAAAAAUAACUGAAAACCUGCUAGACCAACAUUCAUGCUAGAAUUUACAGGUUUUUAGUUAGAAUUAGGCUUGUAAAAGGUGUAGUUGAACUGUAUAAUAAACAGUAAAGAAAUGAAGACAUGAGUUAGGAAUUGAACACAUGACACUAUUUGUGGACCCCCAAAAAAGUCACUUUUUAUGUUGUUGAAUCCAUCCUUAAAUAAUAUCAUCAGUACAUUUGUAAAAGUUUGAUUUUUAAUGUUAUUUAAUAUUAUUUAUGUCUAAUAUCUUCAUUAAAAAUUUCAUAUUAUCAUUAGACAUUUGCCAGGAUUUUUCAAACUCGAAUGUGUUUAUAAAAGUUUUAAAAUAGUUUUUGCAUUACAAAGUCAAGGUAUUUUUAUAAUGUAUUUGAAACUGAUUUUUGACAGCUUUGUACCUAAUAGCCUUUCAAGCUAGUUUAAGAAUAGUUAGCUUUUGGGGAUUUCUUCAGUUAAUUAAAUUUUUUACUUACCUGGCUGAACUAAUUAAAUUCAAUGUCAUGUUUUCCUGGCUUAUGAUGAUGAUCUUAAUGAAUAUUGACUCGUUUCGUCUUAAACAAACCACAAUAGUAUCGUUACCAAAUUGAUUGAUACUAGAUUUUAAGUUUUGAAAAUAAUUAAAAAUUGUUUUUUAAUUCAUUGUAUUGUGAAUAAAUAGAAUAUUUUUUGCAGAACA